Bufo bufo (common toad) is the source of this 4863-nucleotide messenger RNA. RefSeq names its product lemur tyrosine kinase 3 (gene LMTK3). The transcript is spliced from 14 exons. Bases 1 to 4863 code for a protein of 1620 amino acids. Gene Ontology annotation, molecular function: protein kinase activity; ATP binding. Lineage: Eukaryota; Metazoa; Chordata; Amphibia; Anura; Bufonidae. The record is from RefSeq and is a predicted model, not a curated record. Gene Ontology annotation, biological process: protein phosphorylation.
AUGCUGAGAGUGGACCCCCUCUUUAUCCUGGUGGUUUCCAUGUCGUAUUUCAACCCCGAAAAGGCCUUGGCAGCCCCAGCAGAAAGCGAUGGCUCAUCGCAGAGGGCCCCUCUUGCACCACCAUACGCUGUGGUACUUAUCUCUUGCUCUGGUCUACUAGCCUUCAUCUUCCUGCUCCUUACCUGUCUCUGCUGCAAGAGAGGUGAUGUUGGAUUCAAGGAGUUUGAAAAUCCAGAUGGAGAAGAGUUUUCUGGGGAGUAUACUCCACCCGCUGAGGAGACUUCCUCUUCCCAGUCCAUUCCUGAUGUCUACAUUCUUCCUCUCUCAGAAGUGUCUUUACCUGUCCCCAACACACAGGCUCCUAAAACAGUGAAACAGACAGGAUUUAGUCGACAGGACCUAAGCUAUCUUCAGGAGAUUGGAAAUGGCUGGUUUGGAAAGGUUAUUUUGGGGGAGAUAUUCUCAGACUACACUCCUGCGCAGGUCGUUGUUAAGGAGCUACGGGUCAAUGCCAGCCCUUUGGAACAACGGAAGUUUCUGUCUGAAGCACAGCCUUACAGAAGUCUGCAGCAUCCAAACAUUUUACAAUGCCUGGGACUAUGCACAGAAACGAUCCCCUUCCUCCUCAUCAUGGAGUUUUGUCAAUUGGGAGAUUUGAAAAGGUAUCUCAGAGCACAGAGGAAGGCUGAUGGAAUGACCCCUGACCUCUUAACAUGCGACCUUACGACCCUGCAGAGAAUGGCAUAUGAGAUAACGCUUGGACUGAUGCAUCUUCAUAAAAACAAUUACAUCCACAGUGAUCUUGCCCUAAGAAACUGCCUUCUCACCUCUGACCUCACUGUCAGAAUUGGAGACUAUGGCAUAUCUCACAACAAUUAUAAGGAGGACUACUAUAUCACUCCGGAUCGUCUCUGGAUACCAUUACGUUGGGUUGCUCCAGAACUUUUAGAUGAAGUUCACGGAAACUUAGUUGUGGUAGACCAAAGCAAGGAAAGCAAUGUCUGGUCUCUAGGAGUAACAAUGUGGGAACUCUUUGAAUUUGGAAGUCAGCCAUAUCGCCAUCUAUCAGAUGAGGAAGUCCUAGCUUUCGUAAUUAAAGAACAGCAGAUGAAGCUGGCCAAACCACGACUCAAGCUACCCCACUCAGAUUACUGGUAUGAGGUCAUGCAGUCUUGCUGGCUGACUGUUGAACAGAGACCUACAGUAGAAGAGCUUCAUCUGCAGCUCACUUACUUGCUAAAUGAAUGCUCCAAUCAGACAGAGGAAGGCUUUGAGUGGCGUUGGAAUGCACUUAAACCAACAAAAUCAUCAGUGGGACCUCUGAGGCAUUCUGAUGAGAUUUCUGCAUUCCCACUGCUAGAUAAUUUUAGUGGUGGAGAUGGUUUUCAUGCAGACAUGGAUGACAUCUUGACUGUAACUGAGAGCAGUCGUGGACUAAACUUUGAGUACAUGUGGGAGAAAGCUAGAUUAGGACGGUGGAAAGCAACAUCACAGUGUCAAGACUAUGCGCCAAAUAAUGGGAAUCUGACUGUGCCUGCUAAUCCUUUCUAUGAUUCCAGCCAUCAACAUUCACGGCAAAGCUUAGAAACUCCAAGUGUUGUUCCAGUCAUCAGCGCCCGUAGCCCUUCAGUAAGCAGUGAAUAUUAUAUACGGUUAGAAGAACAUACAGAUAGAGGCAGCGGAGUGGACUGUACUGUAUGUGCUCCUAGUCCCAUCUAUGAAAGAAAAUUUGACAUGCAAGAGCAGAGAUCACUCCAUCAACGUUUAUCACUUGGAAGCCCAUCCUCACCACUGGAACCACUUUUUUCCUCUGACUGGGACCCACUUGAGAGUGGCAGAACCAGUCCAGAUGAUCCUCCUCCUCAUCUGAUUUUACAUGAAGUUCCUAAACUUAUAGAUAGAUGGACACCUAGUAAUAAUAAUCCAUUCAUUACUGUAGGAAGAGAAUUGCCUCGUUAUGUAAAUCCUUUCCGUGGGCAAGUUGAAAGAGACUUAUCAAGGCAGGUACAGGAGACUUCAUUAAUGGAGCCCACAUUAUCUGAUGUAUUUUCUUCUGAUUCGAUUUUGAAUGUUUACAGAGACAUAGAAGAUCAUAGGAGUAGCUGGGAUUCAGAUACACUUGAAGAGAGAGGAGCUGGAGAGACUCUUGCUGGAGAUCCAGAGUCCUUGGCAGAGUUUUUAGAUGAUCGUGCAUCACCUUGGGAUUGUGAACCUUCAUUAAUGGAAGAUCAAAGCACUGAAAGUAGUAGCAGCAGCACAGACAACAGCAAUCAUCGACACAUGCCCUCCUGUCCCCUGUGUAGUAGAGGCAUGAUGGGUAAUCUGCAGAGAUGUUCAUGUGCAAUGCUGCGUGGAGAUGUUGUAAUAGAUUGGACAACACAUGUUGCUAUGCAUCAAGAGCAUUAUGGUUUAGAUGAUGAUUCCUCUCUAAAAGUUGAACAGGGUUCCUUAUCAGAGUGCUCUAUACCUGCAAGAACUUUUGGUGAUGGAGAUCUCUAUGCUGGUCCUUUUGGAGACAGUCUUUGUGCAGCAGAACACCAAGAAUUUUAUGACCCUUUAAUGGGAGCAGCCGUAAAAAGUUAUGACAUUCAAGACUAUCGUAACCGUCAAGUAAAAAGUUAUGAUUCUUUGCAGAAGAGUAUUUCUAACCACCCUCCUUCCCCGUUCAUUGGAAUUUCUAACUCAAUGGCAAACUGCAGUGUUAUUGUUCCAAUUGAAAUCCCACCUCUUUCCACCUUAGCAGAAAGCAUCGAAGAGGAGACAAUAGAGAUAGUUCCAGAUGUACUAAAUAGGUUCACACUGAACCACAGCACAUUACAAACAGAAAAGCCACCACAUGCCUGUAGAGCAACAUUAAACUCUGUUGAUUCUUUAGACAUUCCCUCCAACACUAGUUCAUCAGAUGUAUGCAGCCCAGCUUCUCAUUUCUCAUCCCCUGUACAGAAGUUUGGGGAUAGUGGCUAUGAAACAGAAAAUACAUUUUCCCCAGAAUUCAUUUUCAAAGAAGUGAAAGAAGAAGAAGAAGAAGAAACAGGUCUUAAGGAUUUGAAGCUACCCUUAACCCCAAUAUCAGAAUCAACUAGUGACUUGACUCUUACUGAGGACUUCUCUGAACCACAGGCUACACCUAUGGAAGAAGACAGUUCUCUUAGGACGUUAAAUCUGGCCACACCACAUAGAGAUUCUGCAUAUUUUUCUGACUAUGACAAUGAACCUGAUAAACAUAAUAGAGUAUCUCAACAAAAACCUGAUGAUGAAAAUAUCAAUGGAGUUUGCAGUGAAGAAAUAUCUGUUGUCAUAUCAAUUGCUGAGGACAUUCAAAGUUUUCAAGCUGAAAAUAGGAAAAAGGAUGAUAUAGAAAUACCAGAAGAGUUGCCUGUAAAAACAGUAGAUAAAGAGGAAAACCAUCAUAAUGCAGAGUAUAUUCAAGAUGUAGUCCCAGAUGGUGAAGAUGGAAUUUUGAAUUGCAAUGGUGGGAUAAACUUAGUCCCAGAGGAGCACUUAAGUAAUUCAGUUGCUCAAAGUAAUAGCACUGAUGUAACAGAAGAAAAAUAUGAAAAAUCUCAAACUGUUAUCGAUCAGAGAAAUUCAAUUGAGAACAUACUGAAAAAACAACCAGAAAGUGGUUUUGUAGUUCAAGUUUGUAAAGAGCAGCUGCUUGUCUCCUUGAGAGAAAACGUAACAAGGAAUGUACUGUCUACCUUUGAAUCUGGAACUGUGAACUCAUGUGUCUUAAAAGACCAAGCUGUUUUGAAGUUGUGGUCUAUAGAGCCUAGAUCAAAUGCAGUUAUUGAAGGAGCAGUAAAUAAUAAACCUUUAUUCAAAGAGUCAUCUGAAAACUAUGAACCCGAUGAAUGCAAACCUAACACAGAUGACAUCAACAAGGACACAUCUUUAGAUGGAGUUAGUAAUCCUUCAGAGUUAAUUGUACACAAAGAUGAAAAUGAGAACAAUUGUGAUGAAAUCCACACAGAAAAAAAUGGAGAUGAUGUUGAACUGUUAUCACAGCAGACCCUUGAGAACUGUAUGAAGAAACAAGAAGAGACUUCUGCUGAACAAGUAGAAGAACAGUCAGAAGAUCAAUCAAAACUUUUUCUAGACUUUGGCUCUACAGCAAAUAGUGGAAGUGAAGCUAUAAAAGCAAAAGUAGCCAGACUUUCUCUGUCUCUUCCACCCUUAAACCUUCAAGCAUUCCAAAGCUCCAGUGGACGCAAGUCUUUUUGGGACAAUGAUGUAGAAAAAAGAGAUGCAAAUUUCAACAAGGAAGAUGAGGAUGAGGAAGAUGAAGGCUUUGGUCUUCAAGACCACCAGAGAACAGGCUCAGAAGCUGAAGCAGAGGUGUCAGGAGUUCCAAUUGUGGUAACAGAGAUGGAUGAUGGACGUAACCUCCGGAGUCUGUUAAAGUCACCUAAAUCUGCUGAUGAGGUGGAUGAUGAUCUUGAUCGAAAGCGAAAAAUGGUGUCCUUUUUUGAUGAUGUAACAGUUUACUUGUUUGACCAGGAGACUCCCACUAAUGAACUGAGUAAUCAGAAUACGCCAGAUAAUGAUCAGAUUUCCCAGAAUCCUUCCCUGGAGUCAAGUUUGGAUGCCUUUUCAUCAACUGAUGGUUUUAGUGGAAGUUUUGAAUGGGAUGAUGACUUCCCUUUGAUGACCCAAAAUUCCACAUUCCUUCCCAUGGCAGCUGAAGGAGCAGCUCUCAAGUCACCAAUAAGUCCUACUACAUCAGUACCUCCUACACUUCAGGGGAAGCGAGUGGAAGGAAACCUGAUGGAUUCACUGAAGUUCACCCGAUUCACUGUCUCACCUGCUGUAGAACCACAUGUUCCAUUAUGUGAUUCAGAUGUGGUUCCAAAUGCAGGUUAG